Neolamprologus brichardi is the source of this 1572-nucleotide messenger RNA. The record is from RefSeq and is a predicted model, not a curated record. NCBI's taxonomy places the organism in Eukaryota, Metazoa, Chordata, Actinopteri, Cichliformes, Cichlidae.
AUGGCGCAGCAAGUGAUUCAGCUGGAUCAAGAAAAAUUGAGCUGUCCAGUCUGUCUGGAUCUCCUUAAGGAUCCCGUCACUAUUCCCUGUGGGCACAGCUACUGCAUGACUUGUAUCAAAAAAUAUUGGGAUGAGAAGGUAACACACAGCUGCCCCCAGUGCAAGAAGACUUUUCCAUCGAGGCCUGUCCUGGUGAAAAACACCAUGUUAGCUGAGUUAGUGGACGACCUAAAGAAAGCAGGACUUCCAGCUGCUUCAUCUGAUCAUGCCUAUGCUGGACCUGGGGACAUGGCCUGUGAUUUCUGUUCUGGGAAGAAGCUGAAAGCCUCCAAGUCCUGCCUGGUGUGUAUGGCCUCUUACUGUGAGCAGCACCUCCAGCCUCACUACAACAUAGCUCCACUAAAGAAACACAAGCUGGUCAAAGCCACUUCAAAGCUUCAGGAGAACAUCUGCCCUCGCCAUGAUGAGGUGAUGAAGAUCUUCUGCCGCACUGAUCAGCAGUGUAUCUGUUAUCUCUGCUUAAUGGAUGAACACAAAGACCAUGUCACGGUGUCAGCUGCAGCAGAAAGAGCUGAGAAGCAGAAAGAUCUAGCAGGGAAUCGACAGAACAUCCAGGAGAGAAUCCAGGACAGAGAGAAAGAUAUGAAGGUGUUUCAGGAGGAGGUGGAGGCCAUUAAUCUUUCUGCUGAUAAAACAGUGAAGGAGAGUGAGGAGUUGUUCAAAGACCUGAUCAAUCUAAUUGAGAAAAAAAGCUCUGAGUUGAAGCAGAAGAUCAGAUCCAAGCAGAAAACUGAACAGAACAGAGUCAAAGAGCUUCAGGAGAAAAUAGAGCAGGAGAUCAGAGAUCUGAUGAGGAGAGACACUGAACUGCAGCAGCUGUCACUGACUGAGGAUCACCUCCAUUUUCUGAAAAGCUACUCCUCACUGUCACAUCUGAGUGCAUCUACAAACGUACCCACUAUCAGUGUUCAACCUCAACAGUACUUUAAGGAUAUGAUGAUGGAAGUGUCACACCUUAGAAAUAAACUACAGGCCAUUUUGAGUGAAGAGCCGGCAAACACCUGUCAGAAAAUGACUCAAGUGGAUCUAAAAGAGCCCGUAACUAGACACGAGUUUUUGAAAUACGCCUGUCAAAUUACACUGGAUCCAAAGACUGCAAAUCCAUAUUUAUCUCUGAGUAUGAGCAACAGGAAGGCAACGCUGACGCAAGUCGAACACUUAGUUUCCAUUCAUCCGAAAAGGUUCUUACCAUGGUGGCAGGUGAUGAGUUCUGAUGGUCUGACUGGAUGUUGUUACUGGGAAGUAAAGUGGAGUGGUAAAGUUUUAAUUGCAGUUGCAUACAAUGACAUUUGUAGAACAGGAAACAGGACUGAAUGUGGAUUUGGAGGCCCUCAAUCCUCCAGAGUGGGAGUGUAUUUGGAUCACAUUGCAGGUAUUCUGUCUUUCUACAGCGUCACUGAGACCAUGAAUCUCCUCCACAGAGUCCAGACCAGGUUCACUCAGCCUCUCUAUCCUGGUUUUUGGCUGUCAGCAUUUGUUGGAGACACUGUUGAGUUGUGUAAGUUAAAGUAG